Messenger RNA from Tachysurus fulvidraco (yellow catfish), 5418 nucleotides. It is a transcript of the gene myo6a, whose product is annotated as myosin VIa. The coding region runs from base 139 to 4026 and encodes 1295 amino acids. Gene Ontology annotation, biological process: inner ear auditory receptor cell differentiation; endocytosis; vesicle transport along actin filament. The record is from RefSeq and is a predicted model, not a curated record. The transcript is spliced from 36 exons. Lineage: Eukaryota; Metazoa; Chordata; Actinopteri; Siluriformes; Bagridae. Gene Ontology annotation, cellular component: myosin complex; cytoplasm; actin cytoskeleton. Gene Ontology annotation, molecular function: ATP binding; microfilament motor activity; actin filament binding.
UCGGACGGAGAGAGAGAGAGAGAGAGAGAGAGAGGUCUGCAGGUCAGGACAUCUGUGUGUGUGCUGUAACUCCCAUGUAAAUUGACACACAGUCAUUAGGGAAUAUACGAGGUGAGUUCACACUGACAGUGCGGUGAGAUGGAGGAUGGGAAGCCGGUGUGGGCGCCUCACCCUACUGAUGGGUUCCAGCUGGGUACCAUCGUGGACAUCGGUGCUGACAGUCUGACCAUCGAACCCCUCAAGGAAAAGGGCAAGACGUUUCUCGCUCCCGUCAGUCAAGUGUUUCCAGCCGAGGAUGACAUCAACAAACACGUCGAGGACAACUGCUCGUUGAUGUACUUGAACGAGGCUACACUUCUGAACAACGUGCGUGUGCGCUACAGUAAAGACAAAAUCUACACGUAUGUAGCCAACAUCCUGAUCGCGGUGAACCCUUACUAUGACAUCCCCAAGCUCUAUUCUCCUGAAACCAUCAAGCAGUACCAGGGCCGAUCUCUGGGGACGCUCCCGCCUCACGUGUACGCCAUCGCGGAUAAAGCCUACCGUGACAUGAAGGUGCUGAAGAUGAGUCAGUCGAUCAUCGUCUCUGGUGAAUCUGGUGCCGGAAAAACCGAAAACACAAAGUUUGUACUUCGGUAUUUAACGACAUCUUACGGGACGGGUCAAGACAUCGAUGAGAGGAUAGUCGAAGCAAAUCCUCUGUUGGAGGCUUUUGGAAACGCUAAAACAGUCCGCAACAACAACAGCAGCCGCUUUGGCAAGUUUGUGGAAAUUCAUUUUAAUGGAAAGAACACGGUGGUCGGGGGGUUCGUGUCUCACUAUCUGCUGGAGAAAUCACGUAUCUGCACACAGGGACAGGAGGAGAGGAACUACCAUGUCUUCUACAGGCUGUGUGCUGGAGCACCAGAGGACAUCCGUGAGAAGUUCCACCUGUCCUCUCCAAACUGCUUUAGGUACCUAAACCGAGGAUGUACACGCUACUUCGCUACAAAGGACACGGACCAGAAGGUCCUGCAGAACCGCAAGAGCCCUGAGCACCUGAAAUCAGGCCCUCUGAAGGACCCGCUGUUGGAUGACCGUGGUGAUUACAACCGCAUGGAAGUGGCCAUGAAGAAGAUCGGCCUGGACGACGCUGAGAAGCUGGAUAUGUUCAGGGUGGUGGCUGGAGUCCUUCACCUCGGAAACGUCGGGUUUGAGGAAACGGGCAGCACUUCAGGAGGCUGUAACUUAAAGAAGCAGUCGAGUCAAGCUCUGCAGCACUGCGCCGAGCUGCUGGGGUUGGAUGAAGAGGAUCUACGAGUCAGUCUCACCUCCAGAGUGAUGCACACAACAGCAGGAGGCGCUAAAGACACUUCUAUCAAGGUUCCUCUAAAAGUGGAACAGGCGAAUAACGCACGUGACGCUUUAGCGAAGGCCGUUUACAGCCGUCUCUUCGAUCACGUGGUCACCAGAGUCAAUCAGUGCUUCCCCUUCGACUCCUCAGCUAAUUUCAUCGGCGUGCUGGACAUCGCCGGCUUCGAAUAUUUUGAGCACAACAGUUUUGAGCAGUUCUGCAUCAACUACUGUAAUGAGAAGCUGCAGCAGUUCUUCAAUGAGCGCAUCCUCAAAGAGGAGCAGGAGCUGUAUCAGAAAGAGGGGCUGGGUGUGAAUGAGGUGAAAUAUGUUGACAAUCAAGACUGUAUAGACCUGAUAGAGUCCAAACUUGUGGGCAUCUUGGACAUUUUGGAUGAAGAAAACCGUCUACCUCAGCCAAGCGAUCAGCACUUUACAGAAACCAUCCACAGCAAGCACAAAAACCACUUCCGCCUAUGUGUUCCCAGGAAAUCGAAGCUCACAGUGCACAGGAACGUGAGGGAUGAUGAAGGCUUCAUCAUCAGACACUUUGCAGGAGCUGUGUGUUAUGAGACGCGCAAGUUUGUGGAGAAGAACAACGACGCCCUGCACAUGUCCUUGGCGAGCCUCAUUAGCGAGUCAAAGGAUCGGUUCAUACGCGAGCUCUUCGAGAACAGCUCCAAAGAUGUGAAGCAGAAAGCGGGAAAGCUCAGCUUCAUCAGCGUGGGCAACAAAUUCAAGACCCAGCUGAACAUCCUGCUCGACAAGCUGCGCAGCACGGGCUCGGGGUUUAUCCGCUGUGUCAAACCUAAUCUGAAGAUGGUGAGCCACCAGUUUGAAGGCGCACAGAUCCUGUCACAGCUCCAGUGUUCAGGGAUGGUGUCAGUGCUGGACUUGAUGCAGGGUGGCUUCCCGUCCCGCGCUCCCUUCCACGAGCUCUACAACAUGUACAAGCAAUACAUGCCUCCCAAACUCUGCCGUCUAGACCCUCGGCUCUUCUGCAAGGCUCUGUUCAAAGCUUUGGGCCUGAAUGAACACGACUACAAGUUUGGACUCACUCGAGUUUUCUUCAGACCUGGAAAGUUUAAAGAGUUUGACCAGAUAAUGAAGUCGGAUCCGGAUCAUCUGGCUGAACUGGUGAAACAGGUCAACAAGUGGCUCAUCUGCAGCCGCUGGAAGAAGGUGCAGUGGUGUGCUCUGUCCGUCAUCAAACUGAAGAAUAAGAUGUUAUACCGGGCCACUUCCUGCGUUAAGAUGCAGAAGACCGUACGCAUGUGGCUGUGCAAGAGAAAACACAAACCUCGCAUUGAUGGCCUGGUAAAGCUGCGCAGCUUGAAGAAGCAGACUGGCAUGCUCAAGGAGGCAGCGACCGGCCUUAAAGAGAGCAAACAGGAAAUGAGCAAACAGAUCCAGGACCUGGAUGCUUCCAUCGACACACUCAUGCUGAAGAUUAAGAGCACCGUGAUGAGCCGCAUAGACAUGGAUCACGAGCAUCAAGCGCUGGUGAAACGCUCCGAGAGCCUCCUCUGUGCCAUGCAGAAACAGAAGCAGGAGGAGGAGGAGCGAGAGAGACUGCGCCGCAUACAACAAGAGAUGGAGAAAGAGAAGAAGAGGAGGGAGGAAGAGGAGAGACUCCGCAAACAAGCAGAGGAGGACAGACGCCUGAAAGCAGAGAUGGAGCUGAAAAGGAGGCAGGAAGAAGAGGAAAGGAAAAAGAGGGAGGAAGAGGAGAGACGAUUGCAGGAGGAGAUGGAGCUGCAGCUCCAAGCUGAGCAAGAGGAACAAGCGUCCCGGCAGACCAUACUGGAGCAGGAGAGGCGGGACCGAGAGCUGGCUCUGCGAAUUGCUCAGAGUGAGGCGGAGCUUAUUCCUGAAGAUGUGGGAGACGGCGGACUCCGCAGUAACGGCAGCGUCCCGUCAUCGCCCGAGAUAGCAACUGUUCCUCCAUCACAAAAACUAAAGGGCUUGACCAUGGAAGAAAUGGCCCAGGAAAUGUCUGAGCUUCUUGCUAGAGGUCGACAGGUGCAAUCCACGAAGUCUACAGCCGGGACCAAGAAGCACGAUCUUAGCAAGUGGAAGUACGCAGAGCUCCGAGACGCCAUUAACACUUCCUGUGAUAUCGAGCUGUUGGCUGCCUGCCGAGAGGAGUUCCACCGCAGGCUGAAGGUCUACCAUGCCUGGAAAUCGAAGAACAAGAAACGUAUUGGCGAGGCCCAGCAGAGGACUCCCAAGUCCCUCACGGACCACGGUUCUGAGCGCCGUGUGAUAAAUGCCCCCCAGACCUACGUGGCACCUCCGGUCCCUGCUCGACAACACGAGAUCCUGUCCAACCGACAGCAACGCUACUUCCGCAUUCCCUUCGUCCGUCCCGGAGAUCAGUACAAAGACCCACUGAAUAAUAAGAAGGGGUGGUGGUACGCACACUUCGAUGGGCCGUGGAUCGCCAGGCAGAUGGAGCUGCACCCAGAUAAACAUCCCAUUCUGCUAGUAGCCGGCAAGGAUGACAUGGAGAUGUGCGAGCUGAAUUUAGAGGAAACGGGUCUGCCCCGUAAGCGCGGAGCGGAAAUCCUUGGCCGACAAUUCGAGGAGAUCUGGGAGCGCUGUGGAGGAAUCCAGUAUCUGAGGAAAGCUAUCGAGAACCGACAGGCACGGCCCACAUACGCCACGGCCAUGCUGCAGGACAUGCUCAAGUAGACAAGCACAAACAUGCACUCGGUCGCUUGGUGGACCGUUAAACCGUGAGAGUGCUGCAAAAACUACACACGUGCACACACACACACACACACACACACACACAAAAUAUCUCAAACCAUAUUUCAAGUACACACACUUGAGGCGUACAUACACACACACACAGACACACUCUAGGUAUAUUUCUAGUUUGAAGGGAAGAUUCUAGUUUCUUUAGUCAUAUUUUAGAUAGAAAUUUAUUGAUUAUUAUUUUUUGCCCUCUUAAUUCAUUCCCUCUUGCUUAUUUUUCGCUUUAAAUAUUUGUGUGAAAUUUCCAGUGAACGUUAUCUUUUAAAUUUUCUUUUUUUUUUUUUUUUUCCUUGCUUGUAUUUUUUUCAUCCGUAAAUCCAUCACUGCAACUUCGAGGCCUUAAUGACUGCGACUGCCACAGUUUAAAGAUGAAUCUCAGUGUACCGUCGUGUUGUUUAUUAUCUGAUAAAUAUUCAUAAGCAAGUGUUAAUAAUUCAGCCAUUCCUAUAGGGAUAUUCCUUUUUUCCCCCCAACUGUGUAGUUCACAAAACCUCUUAACAGCUAAGACUUAAGAUCUAACUUUUAUAUUUAAAUUAAAAUAGAUUAAAUGAAGAAUUUCAACAACUGGUGCGGAAAAAAACAACUUUGCUCUUUUAAAUGAAAAUUUGCACACGGUUUUAAGAACGUUUUAAUAACGAUAAUAGCCUUUUAUUGUUUGUCGAUUAUUGUCAUGGUAACCGGAUAAUUUUUCAGUUCACUGUUUACACUUGAGUUAAAAAAAAACAAAACGAAUAAAAAACAAAAAACUGGUCUAUAGUUCAGGUCUAAACUCUAAACGAUGCACUAUAUUUUUCUGAACGACUUUUCUAGCAUUCCUUUAACCCGUGUCGUUAAGCUGUACCUGAUGAUCUUCCAGCUCCAAACCGAAUGUACAGAGAUUUUUACACGAUUUUACACAACGUCCUUAAAAAUUCGAGAACUAGAUCGCGUUUCUUCCGAUAACUUUAAUCGUACUUGUUCUGCCGAAAACGUUCUUGAAUUUAUUUUAUUGUGACACUCGAGAAGGAUUAACGUUAAUUUCGGGGAGGGAAAAGAACUAUAAUGAUGUGUCUAAAUUAUACUUUUAUUCUUGUCAUUAAAUGAAGUGUAAAAAAUGUAUGCAAUACUUUAUGUGACUAAUAUACUUUUUGAAAAUGUUUGAGAAGUUUUUUUUUCUUUUUUUUAGUUUUGGGCCAAAUAUGUAUUCUAGCAAAUAACUAAUGACUCUAAUGUGGAGGUGGGGUGGGGUGGGGUUGGCCAUUGUGGGGUACGAGUUUUGUACAAAGCUGAACAUUACCUGCUGUGUGUAUGAUCUGACAAACUGGAAUAAACUCGUCCGUAUUCUAC